AAAAGCUCUCUAAAGGAAAAUGAGACAGUAUUUCAAGAUCUUGUUUUUCACAUCUCCCAUCCACACGGGACAUCAAAGAAAGUGACUUUAGGAAACAUUGUUAGUGCAGACACACGCCACGGACAUUACCAACUAAUUUAUAGUGUUGCAACAUGUAGAGGGUCAUCUGGUGGACCUGUAUGUGUUAUUCCUGGAAAUAUACAUGUUAUUAAUUAUACAUUUGAAAACUUAGAAUCUAUUUUUAGUGUCCCACACUCAAGACAUCAUGGCAAUGAGUUGAAUUCAAGUUCUUCGGCAACAUUUUAU
Molecule: messenger RNA, 306 nt
Organism: Lymnaea stagnalis (great pond snail)
Lineage: Eukaryota; Metazoa; Mollusca; Gastropoda; Lymnaeidae
Source: the annotation of a GenBank genome assembly